AUGGCGGCCCCCGGUGGCGCCCGGCGGCAGCCGCUGCUCCUGCUGUUACUCGGCCUUGUGUACAGUACAUCAGCAGUGUUCUUUGAGGUGAAGGAUGGCAACGGGACAGCUUGUAUAAUGGCCAACUUCUCUGCUGACUUCGUGACCAACUAUAAUACCCAGAGUGGCUCUAAGAAUUCGACCUUCACCCUGCCACCUACUGCAGAAGUAUUAAAUAGCAGCUCCUGCGGUAAAGGGAAUGCUUCUAACCCCAGUCUCAUGAUUGCUUUUGGAAAUGGACAUAUACUGACCCUCAGUUUCGCAAGAAAUGCUACACGUUACAGUGUCCAGAUGAUGCGUUUUGUUUAUAACUUGUCAGACACACAUAUUUUUCCUAAUGCAAGCUCCCAGGGACCCAAGACUGUAGAAUCCAUAACUGACAUCAUGGCGGACAUAAAUAAAAAAUACAGAUGUGUGAGCAGCAACCAGAUCCACAUGAAUAAUGUAACUGUCACAUUCAUUGAUGCCACCAUCCAGGCAUACCUUUCAACUGAUAGCUUCAGCAAGGAAGAAACUCGCUGCAUGCAAGAUAAACCUUCCCCAACAAUGUCGCCAACAUCUGCCCACCCUUCGUCAACCCCUCCCCACCCUUCACCAACAUCUGCCCACCCCUCAUCAUCUCCUCCCCACCCUACUCCUCCCCACCCUACUCCUCCCCACCCUUCCCCUCCCCACCCUUCCCCUCCCCACCCUUCACCACCCCCAGUGCCUGAGAGCCCCUCAGUGCACAAGUACAACGUGAGUGGCACCAACGGAACCUGCCUGCUUGCCAGCAUGGGGUUGCAGCUGAAUGUCACCUACAAGAAGAAGGACGACAAGACUAUGACCAGAGUAUUCAACAUUAACCCAAAUAACACCAAAGUGGGUGGGAGCUGCACUACCCAGCUGGUGACCCUGGAGCUCCAGAGUGAGACCAGCACUUUCCUUGCCUUCCAAUUUGGAAUGAAUGCGAGUUCUAGCCGUUUUUUCCUGAAAGAAAUCCAGUUGAACAUGACUCUUCCUGACGCCAAAGAGCCCUUCAAGGCUUCCAAUAACUCGCUGAGAGCACUCCAGGCCACUAUGGGGAAUUCCUACAAGUGCAAUGCCGAGGAGCACAUUUGGGUCACAGAUGCCUUUUCUGUCAACAUUUUCAAAGUGUGGGUCCAGGCUUUCCAGGUAGAAGGCGACAAGUUUGGGUCUGUGGAAGAAUGUCAGCUGGAUGAGAAUAACAUGCUGAUCCCCAUCGCCGUGGGCGGGGCCCUGGCAGGACUGGUCCUCAUCGUCCUCAUCGCCUACCUCAUCGGCAGGAAGAGGAGCCACGCUGGCUACCAGACGAUUUAG
This is a messenger RNA of Pipistrellus nathusii (Nathusius's pipistrelle), 1359 nucleotides long. The record is from the annotation of a GenBank genome assembly. NCBI's taxonomy places the organism in Eukaryota, Metazoa, Chordata, Mammalia, Chiroptera, Vespertilionidae.